This is a messenger RNA of Leguminivora glycinivorella, 866 nucleotides long. It is a transcript of the gene CPR72, whose product is annotated as cuticle protein 8-like. The transcript has 3 exons. Gene Ontology annotation, cellular component: extracellular matrix. The record is from RefSeq and is a predicted model, not a curated record. Lineage: Eukaryota; Metazoa; Arthropoda; Insecta; Lepidoptera; Tortricidae. Bases 150 to 707 code for a protein of 185 amino acids.
GGUGGCUGGCAAUCCGGAACGUUCGAGUGAAUGUACUGCAAUGCUAUAAAUACGAGCUGCGACAAGACUGCGAUUUACUUCCAGCUGCCUCCAAGCCCAUUGUUGACGGAACCGCGGAUAACACACUGAAGACACUCGCAGUACUUGCGAUGCACGCGUACGGGGCGUUGCUGUACCUUUUCCCCAUGGCCGUCGUCGGCAUCGUGGUAAAGGACUCCCCACCACCUAACGAAUAUAAAUAUUCUUACGAAAUCGAAGACCCGACUACCGGAGACACCAAGAGCCAGCACGAGGUGCGGCGCGGAGACGUGGUCAGCGGCUCCUACUCCGUCGUCGAUCCGGACGGGACCCGGCGAACCGUCAAGUACACCGCGGACCCGGAACAUGGCUUCACCGCCGUCAUUCACAGAGAGGCUGCCGCGCCGCCGCCUCCGCCUCCGCCGCAACCUUACGCUUAUCAGGACAUCGGGCCGCAGCAUCGCGUCCCACUGCCGUACGACAACGACGAUCUCGUUGUGAAAUCCCCGCCGUCUGUCGGACCGGUUCUCUAUACCAAACUGUUCACUAAAUUGUUGUACCCUAAAUCUAAUUACGACGACAAACCAGCCUUCUAUUUCACUCCUGCGAAUGAAAUCAAAUCUGAUCGUGAGAGUUUCGCACAAGGACAGUACUUUCAGCCGGCUACCGGUUUUAAAGACUAUAAUUAGAUUUAGUGUGUAUAAUUACCGAUGUACCUGUUCGUUUGUUUUAUUGUAAAUAUUUUUUCCUAUAAUUAUUGUGAUAACUUUAGCAUUAAGUGUGUUGAAUAAACCCACAGUAUUUUAUCGAGAUAAUCUCGAUACCUAAUUAAAUUAAGAAACAAAAAC